Messenger RNA from Manihot esculenta (cassava), 1236 nucleotides. RefSeq lists its product as uncharacterized. Lineage: Eukaryota; Viridiplantae; Streptophyta; Magnoliopsida; Malpighiales; Euphorbiaceae. The record is from RefSeq and is a predicted model, not a curated record. The transcript is spliced from 3 exons. The coding region runs from base 206 to 1129 and encodes 307 amino acids.
AAAUCCAAUCAGGUAUGUUUAAAAUUACAAAAGCCUUAAAAUUAAUGUUUCAUUGUAAUUGUUCUAGGUUAAACACGUGAAAGGCAUCUGAUAUUUACUUUUCAUUCGUUUUUCAUCUGUUAAAAAGCUUUGAUUCACUAUUUUUAUAUUAAUUUAUCCUCUAUGUGUAAUAUUCAAUUUUUUCCAUGAAGCAGAAGCAAACAACAUGGCUCGACGAUGCAAGUUGCGGAAAGGGAAUUCCAUCAAUAUUAACUUAGAAAAUGAGACUGAAAAUAAUGUUAACCAGAACUUUCAAGAAACUCAAGAGUUAUACCAAAAUCAGGCUUCAAAUUUUCAAGGGAAUACUAGUCAGAAGACAAUGAGGUAUCAUUAUGAAGGUCAUUUUAUAUUUUCACCAAAUAGAAUAUAUGAAAAUGGUAGGUUCAUGGAGAAACCUAAUUUUGAUGUUGAUUUCAUCUCAUUUUUUGAUAUAUUGGAUGACUUGAAAAAGGAUUGUGGAUUUGAUGUUAUAAAAGGAGAUAAAUUUUAUUACUUGAAGGCUGAUAAAUCUCUUAGUGAUCUUGAUGCAUUGAUAGAGGUUAAAGAUGAUACAGAUGUGAAAAAUAUGAUGGAUAGUUAUAAGAAGUUCCUUUCGAAACCCAUUGAUAUAUACACUCUAUUUCGAGAUUAUGAUAUUUUACCAAAUGGACUUGGUGACGAGCUACCCGCAGUUACUGUUGAUCACACUUCUAAUCAACUUCAAAAUCCAAAUGCAACUGCAGCAACAGGUUCCAAUAUAAUUAAAAGAAAAACUAGAGGACCAACACGAUGCUUGAAAAUCACACAAUUGGAGAAUGGACAAAAAUUGCCAGUAGAAUUUGAUGAAGAUGAUCAAGCUAUUGGUGAUAAUGCUACUGCAUUUGUUUGGUUUUUAGGACAAAUUAUUAGAAGUGUGUCGUGUUGUCCAUUGCAAGUGAAACAAUGGAAUAAGAUUACCGAUGAUAAGCUCGACCUUAUGUGGUCUACCAUAUUAGUACGAAAAUUUAUAUUAAAUUACAUCCAUUAUAAAAUGAUUAUAAUUUUUUUAGUUCUAUUAAGUAUCAUAAUAUUUAUUUCUUACUUCUUUGCUAAAAGGAAAGUUCACUUUUGAGUAUUCUGAUGCAAGAAAGGGAGCAAUUUUCGGUCAUAUGAAUGCAUUAUAUAGGAAUUAUAGGCAUAAGUUGAAGAAGAAGUACUUUGAUUCAAAGGCAACUUAUU